CCUCACUUUGGCAAGUUCGAUCGGCGUUGGAUUUGCCUGCCUGGCCUUUGAGAACUGUGCGAGCCUCGCCGAACUGGCAAACCAAAACAGCAAAGGAUUCUAGCUAGCGCAACGAUUCGCUUCAGAGAUUUUACUUGUCCAACCGGUUUCUGACAUCUCCUGGGCUUUAAGGAUAUUUCCAAACCAUUUCCUCCAAUUUUUUUUAAUCGGUGCUGCUCUGGUCAGUCGUUUUGCCAACUGUCCCAUGAACCAAUCGGGACAGAAGUCCAAACACUUUGAUACAGAAGUGGAAGACAUUCUGGACUCGGAGGACGAGGGAAAAAGUGGAAUAAAUGGGACGCAGCGUCGCAUGCAAAAUAUUAGUGGGAAGACAAGUCAAGGGACAAAACGGACGGGCAUCCCUAUAGUCGUCCCAAGCAAUGAAAAGCGAAGAAAAAACGCGGGUGACAUAACCGACUCCUCAUCUAGGCCCAAGUCGUCCAACUUCUUUGGCAGUUAUUUUUCUUACGCUUCGUCACCAGUGUCGUCACCAGCACCGCACUCUCCCUUCCCAUUGUUAGAACGGUUAGUGACAAGCAGAGAUACAAAAGAUAAAAAAGAUACAAAGAACAGAUUAAACGUCAACCACAUCCGUGGGUCUCAGAAUCUUGGUGCCCGAAAGCGCAUCACUUCAUCGGAAAACGCUCCGCGAUUACUUUUCCACAAUCGCCCUACGUCUGAACGUGAAACAGAGACCGAGUUUGUUGAUGUAGAUGACAGCGGCGUCGCCCUAGUCGAAGAGGAUCUUGUUCAAUCCCUGUUCGACCGCUCGUUUGAGACUAUCAAACCUACAAUCACUCCUCACAAAGAGCAGGCUGUCGCAAAACAAGAGCGUCCUAAAACCUCCCGUGGCCGACCAUCACCAGCAACUUUAGUUCCUCCUGCAGAUUCUACGUUUGAGGAGUCACCGCAAAAGCCUGUCCGAACUCCAAAGAUCACAGAACGAAUGAAACCACAUGCUAUUGUGAGAGUUCCAAGUAAUUUAUCACAGCGAAUUGGCGACUUCCCCCGCCUUCCGUUGGAAUAUGUAAUUCAAGAUGGAAAUCUCGUGGCGAGUAAUGAGACGGAGCCAGUCCUAAAAGUUCACACCGAUGUGAAGAUUCGCUGGGCAUCACAGACUCAAAUCGACAUUAAGGGGAGUUCAGUUCGACGGUUUGGGUACGUACAGGGCGUCGAGAUAUCUGGAGUGCUGAUCGAUUCAACGGAACAUGAACGCAUCUACUGCUUUGCGCGCAAGGAAGAUCUGGAUACGUUUCUUCCCUUGUUCUCGCGAUGCCCUAUGGGCGGAGUUGCCCGGCAAUUGAGUGGUCGUGACGUAAUUCAAAUGGUCGACUUUUACAACAAUGCAAUGGCAUUGGCGAAUCCGCGAAAGAAGAGGCGUAUGGAGGCCGCUAUAUCUGACAAUGCUAAAGCAGAUGGCCCGAUGGCAACUCGCCGAAGCACCCGGACGCGAUCGCAGACAUCGUGGAACGAAGAGCUUUUCCGGUAUCCACCACAAGGCAAAAAUUCGGUAUCUGUACGGCAGGAAGAUUAUGAUCGCCUCGAUGACGGGGAGUUUCUAAAUGAUGUGGUAAUAGAAUUCUAUCUCAAACACUUGAUGGCAAGCUUGGGCGAUGAGGUACUAAGAGAUCAAGUGCAUAUUUUCAAUUCCUUUUUUUACGAGCAAUUGGCGCACAAGGAUGAGGCGUCAAAAAAAGGGGGCGGCGACCGGUCUGGAUACGAUCGAGUAAAGAAAUGGACCUCAAAAAUUGACAUCUUCAAGAAGCGUUACAUCUUCAUACCUAUUAAUGAAAAUAUGCAUUGGUAUCUUGCCUUGAUCUACAACCCUGGCGCACUGUUGCAGCCUCAGUUAGUAGAUGAGGAACUAGACGACAUUAUUAGACCAUCCCCUGGCACCCUAUCUCCUGAGGACUCGGACGUGUUUGCUCCGGACCUACCAGCAGAGGCCGACGUAGAGCUCGAUGGGAACCCAGAUUCGACCAUAGAGGUACUCAGUAGCGGUCCAGCAAGCGACGAAAUACCUGAGGAGAAUGAAGUCGUUGUGGUUCAUAGCCAAGACCCUCAAGAACACAAAUUGGUUGUGCUCAAAGACUCGCACGAGCCUGUGCAUGUCAUAUCAAGUGGGGAGUCGCCCAAGCGCAAACCAAAACGAACAUAUAAAGGCAAAAAGGCGUUGUCGGAGAACGAGUUGCGUGAGAAGGAACAGCGGGACAUCGAAAAGAGGAAGCUUCGGACGACUGCAAGUUUGAGGCAAUGUAAUGUCAUCAUUUUGGAUUCCCUACAUGGCAAGCACCCUGCCGCCAUAAGUCGACUAAAAGGAUACCUUGCAAAAGAGGCCGAAGCAAAGCUGAACGUACAGAUCGAUCCGAAAGCUGCGCAAGGAAUUCAUGCAAAGGUCCCGUUACAAACCAACCACUGUGACUGUGGCAUAUAUCUCCUGUACUAUGUGGAAGUGUUCCUGCGCGAUCCAAGAAAAUACCUCCAUCUCAUUUUUAACCGGGUAGCAAACGAAGACGCCUGGUUUGCACUCCGUGACGUUAAACAAAAACGCUCGGAGAUCAAGAAGGUCAUGGAUGCGCUGAGACAUGAGUUUCACCUUUCAAAAACCCAAGAAUGUAUACCCGAAAAAUCUUCUACGUCAGCGAAUGCGUCGAGCAGAAGUUCUUCUUCUUCAGGUGGAUCAGCGAAAGGGUCAUCACGUUAGUGAAUCGCUGGUGCCUUCCUCGUCGAGCUGGGAAUGAAUCUAAUCUUGUCAGAACAUGCGAUGGGAGCCUGGAGUGUGUUGGGUUGGAAAUUUAGGGCAUUGUACAUAUAAGCAAUUUAGGUGGGCACUUGAAAGUUGGUCGCCUGGGGGGCGCCGUUAUACAAUAUUGUAAUAGAUUAUGGGUUUAGGAUGACGG
Messenger RNA from Spizellomyces punctatus DAOM BR117, 2939 nucleotides. RefSeq lists its product as uncharacterized. Gene Ontology annotation, molecular function: SUMO-specific endopeptidase activity. Gene Ontology annotation, biological process: protein desumoylation. The coding region runs from base 245 to 2743 and encodes 832 amino acids. Lineage: Eukaryota; Fungi; Chytridiomycota; Chytridiomycetes; Spizellomycetales; Spizellomycetaceae. Gene Ontology annotation, cellular component: nucleus; cytoplasm. The record is from RefSeq and is a predicted model, not a curated record. The transcript is spliced from 18 exons.